Messenger RNA from Cetraspora pellucida, 1326 nucleotides. The record is from the annotation of a GenBank genome assembly. NCBI's taxonomy places the organism in Eukaryota, Fungi, Glomeromycota, Glomeromycetes, Diversisporales, Gigasporaceae.
AUGACAUAUCGAUAUGUACAUGUGCAUUUAAAUAAACUUCCUUCUGAAGCUUCUGCAGGAGGAUUCAUUCCAUUUCUUCGUAUGCUUCACGCGAAACAAGGAACAAUAGUCACAUCUAAUCUUCCUUAUGAAAAUACAAUUUCUGUGGCAGAUUCCGAAAUAAUGAAAUCAACUUUACAAGUUGGUGAUAGGCCCAUCGGAUUAUUCAAAUUUUUAGAACCACUUUUUGGAGAUGAUCAAUUUCAGAUUUAUGAUGCCGAAAGAGAUUCGAAAUUUAAAAAAGUAAUCAGACCCGCUUUUGGUCAUGAAGUUUUGAUGGCAAAAUAUGAGGAUAUGCGAAGUGUUGGAAUUGAUGUGAUCAAACGAUUGGAAGAAAGCUUGAAUUCGCAAGACAAUGUUAUUAUCAAGUUACAAGAGCAAUGUCUCGAAUAUUCUCUACGAGUAACCUCAAAAGCUCUUAUAAGUUCUGACACAUCUCAGGAUUUUGACUUUAAGAAAUUCAAGCAAUCUUACGACGCUGCGUUGAGUGGCUUAUUUGAUAACCAAUUUGGUAUACUCAACGAUGAGCGUGAAAAAGACUUCCAACAAUCCCUAGAUUCUUUUGUUACCGCGUUGGAUAAACUUAUUAAUGAUAGGAAAAAUAUGAACAUAGAACCCACAGCUGUUAAAGACUUUCUUGAUAUUUUGUUAACAGAAAAUGAUCCAGACACUGGUCGCCCGUUUAGCGAUGAAAAAAUAAGAAAUCAUGUGAACGGAUAUUUGACAGCUGGAUACCAUACUUCCGGUGUUGCAAUUCCUUUUACCCUGCUCGCUUUAACACAAAAUCCAGAAGUCAAAGCAAGACUCCAAGAGGAAAUUGAUGAAGUGUUACAAAAUCGGUUACCAACACUCGAGGAUUUAUCCAAGAUGGAUUAUCUAACACAAGUGAUAAAAGAAACUCUUCGAGUAUAUCCGGUAGCUACUUUUUGUGCCCGUUUGAUAAAAACAGAAACUACAUUCCCAAAGGCAGUAGAAAAUUUCAAGGCGCAAGCUGACACCACAAUCAUAUAUUGUAUUCCAUUAUAUCACGAGAAUCCAUCAUAUUUUCCUAACCCAAAAAAAUUCGACCCAUCUCGAUUUUCACGAGAAAAUUCCGUUUCUGCCGCAAGUCCAGGAGAAAGAUUCGCGAUGAUUGAUAUUAAAAUAAUGGUCUGCCUGCUUGUGCAAAAGUUUGAUUUCGAAUUGGCCAUGAAACUGGAAGAUGUGCAAAUGGAAGAAAGAUUUGUUGUCAUGGCUAAAAAUGAUAUUUUAAUCAAAUUUAAACCAAGAAGAGGUAUAAAUGCCUAG